GGUCAUAUCAACCACUCUCUUAUGAAAGAAUUUAGGGCCCGUUCUGGUCAGGGUAACGAUAAUGGUAGUUCUGCGAAGGCUGGUCUUCCUAAGAAGGUCAUCGAGCAGGCCUUCGGGUCGCUCGAUGCACUCAAGAAGUUCGAUGCCACUACUGCUGGCAUUCAAGGUUGGGGCUGGCUCGGUUUGAACCUCUCCAUCAGGCACCUCUAUAUCACCAAGACCGUAAACCAGGACCCGUUUCUG
Suillus fuscotomentosus is the source of this 243-nucleotide messenger RNA. RefSeq lists its product as uncharacterized. The transcript is spliced from 2 exons. Gene Ontology annotation, biological process: superoxide metabolic process. Gene Ontology annotation, cellular component: mitochondrion. NCBI's taxonomy places the organism in Eukaryota, Fungi, Basidiomycota, Agaricomycetes, Boletales, Suillaceae. The annotation marks the transcript as partial. Gene Ontology annotation, molecular function: superoxide dismutase activity; metal ion binding. The record is from RefSeq and is a predicted model, not a curated record.